AUGAAGGCCUCCGUCCUCUCGCUCGUCUUCCUGUCCGGCCUCGCCGCCGCCCAGAUCCCGGACUGUGCUACCGGCUGCGUCACCAAAUACACCACCGGCACGUCCAUCGCCGGCUGCGGACAGCUCGACAUUGCCUGCAUCUGCAAGAACGCCGACUUCCUCAACGGCAUCGCUUGCUGCCUGACCUCGGCGUGCGACAAGGACGGCCAGGCCGCGGCCGUUAAGUACGCCAAGCAGAUCUGCUCCUCCGCCGGCGUCUCGACUCCCGACAACGUGGUCUGCAACGAGAACUCGUCGAGCGCGACCGAGUCUGCCACUGCCACCAACGACGACUCGUCCUCGACCGCCACGACCGGCGCUUCUUCUGAGUCUAGCACUGCUGAGUCGUCGGAGACGGCUACCGCAGACAGCUCUUCUUCUGCCCCUGCCACGACAAACUCGGCUUCCCGAACCACCGGCUCUUCCGCGACUGGGACUUCGCAGACGGCUGCUUCGGCUUCGCAGACGAGCACCAACGUCGCCGCCCCGCUGGCUUCUGCCGGCAGCUUGGUGGGUGCCGCCAUUGCUGUGCUGGCCGCUGCCCUGUAA
Trichoderma reesei QM6a is the source of this 588-nucleotide messenger RNA. Its product is annotated as cell wall protein. The record is from RefSeq and is a predicted model, not a curated record. Lineage: Eukaryota; Fungi; Ascomycota; Sordariomycetes; Hypocreales; Hypocreaceae. The transcript is spliced from 2 exons. The coding region runs from base 1 to 588 and encodes 195 amino acids.